Messenger RNA from Effrenium voratum, 1221 nucleotides. The record is from the annotation of a GenBank genome assembly. Lineage: Eukaryota; Dinophyceae; Suessiales; Symbiodiniaceae.
GUGGCAGGUUGCCUUGAGCUGGCAGGAAAUACGCAAUCAUCUGACACUCAUGGAGUUCGGGACUUUCGAUAGCAAGUGAAGUCCUUUCAUGGACAUGUCCGCUGAAGCCAAAGAGAUCGCUUCACCGGAUGAAGGAGUCGGCAUGCCUGCCCCUAGGCUUUGCGAGGUGUGCCGGGAGAAAGCUGUGUGCUACCGCUGCCCGGCCUGCGAGCUUCGGAGCUGCUCCGCUGCAUGCGUCAAGGUGCACAAGGUGCAGUCCGGCUGCACAGGAAAGCGGCCUCGCACGGAGCAAGUAGCCCCGUUGAAUGCCUUCACUGACAAUGUGCUCUUGCGAGAUUUCGGGCUCCUGGAAGAAGUGGAUGCAGCUGUAGACCGGGCGGAGCGAGACCUACGGAUUCGAGAAGAGGAGAUGCGGCUGUAUCAGCCUAGGCGUCACAAGCAGCGCAUUCAUCUGGCGCGUGCCUGUGCCAGCGCAGAGAGACAGACGAGGUUGAUUUUGGCGCCCUUUGCUAUGACCAUCGCGCGGGAGAACACAUCCAGGGUGGUCGAUGGCGGUAAAGGUCGCAGAAAAGGCAAAGGCAAAGGCAAAGGCAAGAAAGGUGAGCAAGAGAAGCCAGCAUACAUCGCUUGGCGAGUGGACUGGCAUUUUGGCCAUUGCGGCCAAGUCCUGACGGAUAAGAACCUGCCAGAGCACGAGGUGGUCGGCCGGGUCCUGGAGAGGUUCCUGAACAACUCGUGCGCUUGGGGGCCCACACGGCACCUGCUAGCACCGUACGUGGAGCAUGGCGCGGACAAAUUAGAGGUGUUCCUGCACCAGCCGCGUGUGAAAGAGCCUGAGCUUCCAGGCCAAGCCGAGUCGGAGGAAGAGCCGGAGGCUCCUGAAGCUUCUGAAGCUCCUGAAUUCACUGAAGCACCUGAAGCCGAGGCGGGUUCCACUGUGAGUCUCCCGAUGUGUCCACCACCUUGUGGCCAACGUGAGGUGGACACCUUGAGCAGCGCACCCUGGCGGCUUCAACCGCAGGCGGAGUCGGAGUCAGAGUCGGAGUCAGAGAGCGAGCAAAGCCCUGGCGCCCAAGGGCAACAACAACAGCCGUUUGUGAGGCUUGACAAGUUGCGCACCUUGCGGGAGAAUUUGAUGGAUAGAGUAGUCAGGGAGUUCCCCGUCCUGCACGUGGCGCUUCCUCAGGAGCUCAGUCGGUUCGAAGCUGGCUAAGAGUGUGG